Messenger RNA from Rosa chinensis, 2487 nucleotides. RefSeq names its product beta-galactosidase 17. The transcript has 19 exons. Bases 1 to 2163 code for a protein of 720 amino acids. Lineage: Eukaryota; Viridiplantae; Streptophyta; Magnoliopsida; Rosales; Rosaceae. Gene Ontology annotation, biological process: carbohydrate metabolic process. Gene Ontology annotation, molecular function: beta-galactosidase activity. The record is from RefSeq and is a predicted model, not a curated record. Gene Ontology annotation, cellular component: vacuole.
AUGAAGUAUAGUAAGAGCUUUCACCAUCACCAUAAUAGUUCAGGAGUGUCGAGCUCCAACUGGUCAACAAUGGCCAGGAAGAGAAGCACAAGACUCACCUUGUUCUUCUUCCUCCUCCUCCUCUCUCUCAUAGCCUUCGGGGUCUUUGUCCCUGUCUUUGCUCUUCUACCUUCUCUUUCCCAAUCUCAAAAUGACCAGCAGCACCAUCCAACAACCAAAAGUAGUCCAGAUUAUGUCAGAAAGUUUGAAAUUUCAGAAGACAGGUUCUGGAAAGAUGGUCAGCCUUUCCAGAUCAUUGGGGGUGACUUGCAUUAUUUUCGGGUUCUUCCUGAGUACUGGGAAGAUAGGCUGUUGAGAGCAAAGGCGCUGGGAUUAAAUACUAUUCAAACUUAUGUACCCUGGAACCUGCAUGAACCAAGAGCUGGUACUUCGAAUUUUGCGGGUAUUGCAGAUUUAGUGUCAUUUCUCGAACUCUGCCAGAAGCUUGGGUUUGCUGUUAUGCUUAGACCUGGGCCAUAUAUAUGUGGAGAGUGGGAUUUGGGUGGUUUCCCUGCUUGGUUACUUGCCAUCAAGCCAGCUCUCACACUAAGAUCAUCUGACCCAGCUUUCCUUCAAUUGGUUGAAAGAUGGUGGGGAAGCCUACUUCCAAAGAUAGCUCCUCUUCUUUAUGGAAAUGGUGGUCCAAUUAUAAUGGUUCAGAUUGAAAAUGAGUAUGGUUCAUAUGCAAGUGACAAAGCUUAUCUUCAUCACUUGGUCUCACUGGCUAGAAAGCACCUUGGGGAUGAAGUAAUUUUGUAUACUACAGAUGGAGGUUCUAGGGAAACUCUGGAGAAAGGAACAAUUCGUGGAGAUGCUGUCUUUUCUGCUGUUGACUUCACUACUGGUGAUAAUCCUUGGCCUAUAUUUGAGUUACAAAAAGAGUUCAAUGCCGCAGGGAAAUCACCGCCACUUUCUUCGGAGUUUUACACAGGUUGGCUAACACACUGGGGGGAGCAGAAUGCGCAAACUGACGCUGAUUUUACAGCAGCUUCCUUAAAAAGAAUUUUAGAAAGAAAUGGUUCUGCAGUGCUUUAUAUGGCACAUGGAGGAACAAACUUUGGAUUUUAUAAUGGAGCAAACACUGGUUCAGAUGAGUCUGAUUACAAGCCUGAUCUCACUUCCUAUGAUUAUGAUGCACCAAUUAGGGAGUCUGGGGAUGUGAGCAAUGCAAAAUUCAAAGCACUUAGGAAGGUUAUAGAGCAAUACAGUUCAGAAUCUCUCCCUCCAAUUCCAUCCGAUAUUGAAAAGAAAACAUACGGAUCUAUUCACGUAUCAAAAACCGGGAAUUUGUUUGAUAUGAUUCAUGAUUUUGAUGUGGUUGAAUCUGAAAACCCAAUAACAAUGGAGUCGGUAGGCCAGAUGUCUGGAUUUUUGUUAUAUGUAACUGAAUAUGCUGCAAAGGACUAUGGUGGUGGAAACAUUGUAUCCAUACCAAAGGUGCAUGACAGAGCUCAAGUUUUUAUAUCAUGUCCUUCUCAAGAUGGUCAUGGAAAACCAACAUACGUUGGCACAUUUGAAAGAUGGUCGAAUCAACCACUGUCCCUUCCUAAUACUAAAUGUCUCUCCAAAGUCAGCUUAUAUGUGCUGGUUGAAAAUAUGGGACGUUUAAAUUAUGGGCCAUAUAUCUUUGACAUGAAGGGUAUUCUAUCUUCUGUUUAUCUGGAUGGAAGAAUUCUCCGUGGAUGGAAAAUGUACUUGUUGCCUCUAAUCAACCUGAACGAGAAUCCGAAAGUCAAUCCCAUAAUUCAGGCUACAGAUUCUGGAUUCAUUACAAUGUCAACCCAUAAAAAGUUAAAACCGAAGUCUGCAACUGCUUCAAAUGAACCAGCAUUCUAUGCUGGAAAGUUUUCUAUCAGCAAACAAGACAAAAUAAAAGAUACGUUCAUAUCAUUGAGUGGUUGGGGUAAAGGAAUUGUGACUAUUAACAAUUUCAAUAUAGGAAGAUUUUGGCCGUUAAAGGGACCACAGUGCAACCUUUAUGUUCCUGCUCCUAUCCUUAAGCAUGGGGAGAACAUUGUGGUGAUAUUUGAGUUACAAGCGCCAAACCCUGAUCUUGUGGUACACUUGGUCGAUCAGCCAGACUUUACCUGUGGUCCAAGUAAAUCGAAUCUGCAUCAAUUGUAGUGCAAUUAUUAUAUGAGAUGAUCUGGGUUUUGCUCGAAAACUUGAAAAGGUUGGAACUCGACUGUUCUUGAUUUAGAAAUGCUAGCACAUCUGAAAUAUCUUCCAUCAUGUUCGUUAUACAGAGUUAAUGGAGACGCAAAUCAAAGCAAUGAAGCAUAAUACAAGGUUGUCUGUCCUGUAGAGUAAAGAAAGAAAGAUGUAUAGAUUGUUAUAAGUAUGAGUGACGAAAUUCUGAAACUAAAAGUGAGGAUGUUAAGCAAAUUGUUAGCUCUCGCAUAUGCGGAGGCCAUUCAUUCUAUAUUAGAUCUUGUUUUCCAGCGUCAA